Molecule: messenger RNA, 996 nt
Organism: Clarias gariepinus (North African catfish)
Lineage: Eukaryota; Metazoa; Chordata; Actinopteri; Siluriformes; Clariidae
Product: olfactory receptor 1500-like
Exons: 1
Coding region: 13-996 (327 amino acids)
Biological process (GO): G protein-coupled receptor signaling pathway
Cellular component (GO): membrane
Molecular function (GO): olfactory receptor activity; G protein-coupled receptor activity
Source: RefSeq, a predicted model, not a curated record
UUUUUUUGUGAGAUGACUAACUAUGCUGAAAUAUUGUACGAAAACAGCACAACCAACAUUCCUGAAUUUGUCCUUCAAGGAUUCACAGGAAUUCCUGCUGAAUAUCAUGGAUUGCUAGGAACAUUUUUUUUAUUAAUUUAUCUAAUGCUGGUAUGUGGGAACAUUUUUAUCCUUGUAUUUGUGGCUUAUGAAAAAAGUCUUCAGAAGCCAACAUACAUCAUCAUCUGUAACCUUGCAAUAUCAGAUCUUGGAUUUGGAACUACAACUCUGCCCAGAAUUAUUGCUAGGUACUGGACGUCAGAGAAGAUCAUAGCAUUCAGUAGUUGUUUCACACAAAUGUUUUUCGUCCAUUUCUUUGGGGCAUGCACCUCAUUUCUUUUGGCAUUGAUGGCCUUUGAUAGAUUUGUUGCUAUAUGUAACCCACUGAGAUACCCAGUUCUGAUAAAGAACUCCAAUAUUGUGAUUCUUUGUUUAGUGCUUUGGGUAGGAAACCUUGUCCGGCUUGGUCUAAUUACGGCAUAUGCCCUUAGUGUGCCUUACUGUGGCCCAAAUAUUAUACAUCACUGCUACUGUGACUAUAUCUCAAUAACUAGUUUAGCGUGUGCAGACAUAACAUCCAUAAGUGCCAUUCUUACUGCCAUAGGUAUGUUAGUAAUGUGGGGUCCUUUGUUGUACAUUAUAUUUUCUUAUGUGGCCAUCAUUAUUUUAGUCAUUAAAAUCUCAAAUAAAGAAGGACGGUAUAAAAUAUUUUUAACAUGUACUCCACAGCUGUUUAUCAUCUGCCUGUACUAUUUCCCAAGAAGUUUUAUGUAUAUUGCAUCUGCUGUUGGAUACAAUUUUGAAACAAACCUACGCAUUGCUGUGAUUAUGAUGUACAGUCUUUUCCCAGCCCUAAUCAAUCCAUUCAUAUACUGCUUUAGGACCAAGGAAAUUAAGGACACAUUAAUGAAGAAAUUUAAGCAAAGACAAGUGAGGGGGAAUAGAAAAAUCAUUUAA